AUGGGAGGUGUGAGAGAAUUGCUGCUCGUUGUAAUGACUGUGGGGGUUGUCAAAGUUUCUUGUUACCCUGUUGGAAAGUCCCAGAAGCAAGAUCAAGUCUCUCUGCAGAGGAGACUUGGAGAGCUGUCAUCAAAUGACGUCUCCAUUGUGCAUGCCCUGGCCUUGCUCCGAUCCAUAGGGUCUGACGCUAAACAAGCCAGAGAAGAGUAUUUAGAGACCAAUGAAGUAGAAUCCCAAGCUUCUCCAAACCAUGGUAGCUCUCCGGCAAAUGAUGCCCUGUCCUCUGAGGAGAAGCUGAGGCGCGUGUCCUCGGACGACGCCACCUCUGACGCUGCGACCGGCCCGUCUGGCGACGACGCCACCUCUGAAGCUGCGACCGGCCCGUCUGGCGACGACGCCACCUCUGGAGCUGCGACCGGCCCGUCUGGCGACGACGCCACCUCUGGAGCUGCGACCGGCCCGUCUGGCGACGACGCCACCUCUGGAGCUGCGACCGGCCCGUCUGGCGACGACGCCACCUCUGGAGCUGCGACCGGCCCGUCUGGCGACGACGCCACCUCUGGAGCUGCGACCGGCCCGUCUGGCGACGACGCCACCUCUGGAGCUGCGACCGGCCCGUCUGGCGACGACGCCACCUCUGGAGCUGCGACCGGCCCGUCUGGCGACGACGCCACCUCUGGAGCUGCGACCGGCCCGUCUGGCGACGACGCCACCUCUGGAGCUGCGACCGGCCCGUCUGGCGACGACGCCACCUCUGGAGCUGCGACCGGCCCGUCUGGCGACGACGCCACCUCUGGAGCUGCGACCGGCCCGUCUGGCGACGACGCCACCUCUGGAGCUGCGACCGGCCCGUCUGGCGACGACGCCACCUCUGGAGCUGCGACCGGCCCGUCCGGCGACGACGCCACCUCUGGAGCUGCGACCGGCCCGUCCGGCGACGACGCCACCUCUGGAGCUGCGACCGGCCCGUCCGGCGACGACGCCACCUCUGGAGCUGCGACCGGCCCGUCCGGCGACGACGCCACCUCUGGAGCUGCGACCGGCCCGUCCGGCGACGACGCCACCUCUGGAGCUGCGACCGGCCCGUCCGGCGACGACGCCACCUCUGGAGCUGCGACCGGCCCGUCCGGCGACGACGCCACCUCUGGAGCUGCGACCGGCCCGUCCGGCGACGACGCCACCUCUGGAGCUGCGACCGGCCCGUCUGGCGACGACGCCACCUCUGAAGCUGCGACCGGCCCGUCUGGCGACGACGCCACCUCUGAAGCUGCGACCGGCCCGUCCGGCGACGACGCCACCUCUGAAGCUGCGACCGGCCCGUCUGGCGACGACGCCACCUCUGAAGCUGCGACCGGCCCGUCCGGCGAC
Oncorhynchus mykiss (rainbow trout) is the source of this 1368-nucleotide messenger RNA. The record is from RefSeq and is a predicted model, not a curated record. Lineage: Eukaryota; Metazoa; Chordata; Actinopteri; Salmoniformes; Salmonidae.